AUGAGUUCCCAGCAAGAAAAGAUCAGGAUCCUCAUCCUCAACCCCAACUCCUCCAAGUCCAUGACCGGUGGCAUGGAAAAGUCUAUUUCUACGUUGAAUCUACCUGACAACAUCGAAAUCUCCUAUUACACAGCCCCGUCAGAUAGCCCAGCCAGCAUCAACGACGGCACCGACGUCCAAACCUCCGCCUCCGUCGUCCUCAACGACCUCGGCAGCGACCCCCAAGAUCUAAAAGAUUACCUAGACGCCGUCCUAGUCUGCUGUUUCUCCGUGCACCCCCUCGUCCCCCGCCUCUCCGAACUCGCUUCAUCCAACGACUUCCCCCUCUCCGUGACAGGCAUCUUCGAAGCCUCCGUCCUCACCUCCUUGUCGCUGCUCACCGGCCCAACGAAGAAAUGGGGCAUUGUCACGACGGGGAAGUACUGGGAGGAUCACCUUACCUUGGGUGUCAAGGAUUUUCUGGGUCAUGAGGGGAAUAAUGAGAAGUUUGCUGGGGUGCAGACGACGGGGUUGAAUGCGGGGGAUUUUCAUGGGGAUAUUCCGAAGGAGGUCAUUGAUGCUAAGUUGGUGGAUGCAACCAAGAAAUUGUUGCAGGCGGGGGAUGUGGAGUGUGUGGUGAUGGGGUGUGCGGGCAUGGCUGGACUUGAGCAAAUUAUUCGACGGACUGCCAUUGAGGAGUACGGCGAGGAAAGGGGGAAGAAGGUGAUGGUUGUUGAUGGAGUUAGGGCUGGAGUUGGGCUGUUGGCGGAGAUGGUGAAGAAUAGGAGGAUGUUUACCCAGUAG
Molecule: messenger RNA, 783 nt
Organism: Neurospora tetraspora
Lineage: Eukaryota; Fungi; Ascomycota; Sordariomycetes; Sordariales; Sordariaceae
Product: Asp/Glu/hydantoin racemase
Exons: 2
Coding region: 1-783 (260 amino acids)
Source: RefSeq, a predicted model, not a curated record